AUGGAUAAAGGAGUGCUUCAAAUAUCCAGUGAUGUGAUGAACGAAGACGUGUUGGUAAUUGAACCUUGUUUCAAUUUACCUGAACCAAUGGAAAUCCCUUACUAUAGCAGAAGGGUGGCGCCUGAGAAUAGUCAUCCGUCGCCUGUGGAAAUAUGUAUGCCCACGCCUUUUCCAUACGAGAGCACCAAGGCUGUACCUUGGAAAUAUGAGAUUACUGUUGUGGAUAAGGUUGUUGAAGGAAGUGCAGACGCUGAAGUGACAGAAGCUGUAAGUGAAGACGUCACCAAUAUUGCAGGAAUGAGCAUAAUGACCCGUAGUGGUCGAAUCUAUACGCCUGAAUUCAAUGUGACUCCUCAAGGGCCGGCCAAGGAAUCAACAGUUGUAACUCCUGCUAAAGAACUCGAAGUAGUCCAAUCCGAAGAUGUUGUUGAGUUCUUGAAGUUAAUCAAGAAAAGUGACUAUAAAGUGGUGGAUCAGCUGCAUCAAACACCAUCUAAGAUCUCUAUUCUGUCUCUGUUAUUGAGCUCCCAAGCCCAUAGGGAGGCUUUGUUGAAGGUGCUUGCUCAAGCUCAUGUAACACAAAGCAUAACAGUAGACCAAUUUGAUGGAGUAGUGGCAAAUAUCACAGCCUGCAAUACUUUGAGCUUCAGUGGAGAGGAAUCACCUGAGGAUGGACAAAAUCAUAAUCAUGCCCUCCAUAUCUCGAGAACCGUGAUUGGAGAGGUGGAACUACCCAUAUUGAUUGGCCCUCAUGUAUUCCCGAUUUACUUCCAAGUCAUGGAUAUUAAUCCAGCGUAUAACUGCUUACUGGGACGUCCUUGGAUUCAUGCUGCAGGGGCAGUUACCUCCACCCUACAUCAGAAAAUGAAGUUUGUAGUGGACAAUCAAUUAAUCAUCAUUUCUGGAGAGGAGGACUUUGUGGUCAGUCACCUUUCAUCCUUCAGAUAUAUUAAGGCUGAUGAGGACGCUUUGGAAACUUCUUUCCAAGCUCUUGAAAUAGCCAAUGCCACUUUUGUGGAGAUGAAGGACCCUGUUGGGAAAGCUUGUUCAUCUUUCGCUUCUUUGAAAAGUGCAAAGUCUAGCAUUGAAGGAGGAAACCCUGAAGGUUGGGGUCAACUUAUCGAUAUUCGUGAGAAGCAUGAUCGCUUUGGUCUGGGAUAUGUGCCUUCGGCUGCGAAAGGAGCCCGAGUCCCUGCAAAGGACAACACCCAAAGCAUCCAGGAAGUAUUCCUCAGCACAGGAUUCAUCCAUGGAGAUCAGAAGAUUCGUCAAUACUUGCAAGAGCCUCCUAUUUUGAUUCCACCUGUCCCAGGAAAGCCAUUAAUCAUGUACAUGACUGUGCUUGAAGGAUCAAUGGGAUGCGUGUUGGGGCAACAUGACGAAACUGGUCAGAAAUAA
This is a messenger RNA of Lathyrus oleraceus (garden pea), 1398 nucleotides long. RefSeq lists its product as uncharacterized. The transcript is spliced from 3 exons. Lineage: Eukaryota; Viridiplantae; Streptophyta; Magnoliopsida; Fabales; Fabaceae. Bases 1 to 1398 code for a protein of 465 amino acids. The record is from RefSeq and is a predicted model, not a curated record.